UUGCCUAUAAUUUUUUCUCAUUUUCAAUCCAUUUUCCCUCCCGCCGCUUCGACGCUUCAUACUCGUUAUAAAAGCUGAGGGGAGUGCACCGAGGUGGUUACUCCAUGUUUGCGCCUUUCCCAGCCACGACCACCUACCGCAUGAACAGUUAUCUUUUUCUGUUUCUCCUCGUUUUACUUGUUAAGCUCCUCUUCGGAAAGUUCAGAGCCCGUGUUCACGCCAACCAUUUUUCGUUGUUCACCGCCGGGACUUCGGAUUUCUGAAAAUAUUUUAAUUAAAAUCAUCUAGAGGCAUACCCAAGUCAAAGGAUGCCUCCAUUCUCGGCAAACCUGGACAGCAAUGCUGUAGCUAAACCAGCUCUUCACAAUCACGAUGAAGACCCUGAUAAUGGGAUGGAGAUGAAAUCUGCCGAUCGGCUGAGAUUCACCAAUGAAGAAGAUCAACCUUUGAGCUUUGCCUCACACAUGGUUUCUGAUGUCACAAAGAAAGUCAGCAGUUUACUCUCAACCCUAAAAUACGCCGCGCUGCGCCCUUACAUUGUUUUUUGGCAUGAGUUAUCGAUGGAUCCUCGAGUUCGGCACAGUCCAUGGUCACCAACCCCUCAGGGCGAGGUUAAAAUGUCCAAAAAUCAAAUUUCGAUCGUUCGACAAAGGCGAAUCUUCGCUCUCAUCGUCCAUGUGGCAGCCGUUGUCGGCCUCUACCACUGCCUCGUGGGCAAUGUUCGGCUAUUCACACUCUUGUGGGGGUUGGGUCUCGGGGUGGCCUCCUCGACAGCGGUGACGGCCGGGGCGCACCGUCUCUGGUCGCACCACUCCUUCAAGGCCACGUGGCAGCUCCGCGUGAUCCUCAUGCUCUUCCAGACGAUGGCCCUCGAGUUCAGCAUCCUCAACUGGGUGACCAACCACCGGGUCCACCACAAGUUCGUCGACACCGACGGCGACCCGCACAACUCCCGCCGCGGCUUCUUCUUCUCCCACAUCGGCUGGCUCCUCAUCGCCCCCCACCCGGACGUCCUCCGCAACCGCAAGCUCGUCCACACCGCCGACGUCCGCUCCGAUUGGGUCGUCGACUUCCAGACCAGAUAUUAUGUGUACUUGAACCUCAUCCUCUGUUACCUGAUCCCCACUGUAAUCCCCUGGUACUUUUGGGCUGAGGACUUUUGGGUGGCUCACUUCGUAGCCGGCCAUCUUCGUCAAGUGCUGUUUCUGCACGGAACGUUUACCAUCAACAGUCUCGCUCAUUUGUGGGGAUCGAAACCGUACGAUAAGAACAUCUGCCCGACGGAGAACAUGCUCGUGUCGGUGGCAUCGAUGGGCGACGGGUGGCACAACUACCAUCACGUCUUCCCGUGGGACUACAAGAACGCCGAGAAAUGGGACUACCGGCUCAACUUCUCAGCAGCUCUGGUGGACGCAUUCGCCAAGCUCGGCUGGGCCUACGACCUCAAGACGGUGCCGGAGCGUAUGGUGGCCGAGCGGGUCCUCAAAACAGGAGACGGGAGCCACCCCCUCAGCCAGGCCGCCCACAGUCACCCCAACGGCGAGGACGCAGUCUACGGCUGGAACGAUCUGGAUAUGCCCCAGGAGCACAGGGAUAUUGCUCUCAUCACCCACAAGAAGCAACGAUAGUACACCCAUCCUCUCCGCAUGCACUUUUUCAGGUACAUAUACUCCCGAACUAAGGGAAAACGCCGCAUGAACCUUUAGGCGUUGCCAAAUAUCCUUUGAUAAAACAAGAAUUUCCUGAUAAACAUACGAAUAUUUUUCUUCCAAUUUUUCAUAUAAUUUUGUUCGCAAU
Bemisia tabaci is the source of this 1797-nucleotide messenger RNA. Its product is annotated as acyl-CoA Delta-9 desaturase. Gene Ontology annotation, cellular component: endoplasmic reticulum membrane. Gene Ontology annotation, molecular function: stearoyl-CoA 9-desaturase activity; iron ion binding. The record is from RefSeq and is a predicted model, not a curated record. Gene Ontology annotation, biological process: unsaturated fatty acid biosynthetic process. Lineage: Eukaryota; Metazoa; Arthropoda; Insecta; Hemiptera; Aleyrodidae.